AUGGAGCUGUUGGUGCAAUUUGUGAGGAAGGUGAUGCCCACAGUGUGUCUGCUUGGCUUUCUCAUUCUGUUGGUUCGCCUGUUUGGUGUUCUGGUCUUGAACCCAUAUAGGCUUCGAUGGAAACUUCGAAAGCAAGGCAUCAAUGGUCCUCCCUCUUCUUUUCUACUUGGAAACGUUUAUGAAAUAUUGAACAACAACAACAACAAAUCCACACCAUUAAUCUCAGCUGGAAAGCAUCAAGCAGAACUCAUCAUAAACCACAGCUACUCCUCCCUUCUCUUCCCUUGCUUCGAGCAAUGGCGACAGCAAUAUGGGUCAGUGUUCAUGUUUUCAUUGGGGAACAUACAGCUGGUGUACAUGGGUGAUCCUGGCAUUGUGAAGGAAAUGUGCACUUGUAUAUCAUUGGGGUUUGGGAAGCCAUCCUACCAGCACAAAGAGCGAGGCCCUCUUCUUGGCCAAGGCAUUCUCACUUCCAACGGCACUUCUUGGGCUCGUCACAGGAAGAUCAUUGCUCCUCAGUUAUACCUUGACAAGGUCAAGGGAAUGACGAAGUUGAUGGUGGAAGCGUCAGUUGUGGUCCUCAAUUCAUGGCAAGAGAAGGUGGAGGUAAGCGAGGGCGGAGUUGCAGACAUCACAGUGGACGAUUAUAUCAGAAGCUUCGCCGGCGACGCAAUCUCGAGAGCCUGUUUCGGGAGCAGCUAUGUUGAAGCGCAGCAGAUAUUCAUGAAGCUGGGAGCUCUGGAGAGAGCCAUGUUGCAUAGAACCAUCCCCACGGGGGUUCCGCUCCUCUUCCUCAACUACCUCAAGAACUACAAGAGUAACAGGGAAAUGGGGAGGCUGGGGAAGGAGGUGCGCGCGUUGAUUUUGAAGGCGGCGAGGGAGCGGAAGACGAGGAGAGCACCGGACAAGGCGACGGAGACGGAGCCGGACCUGCUGCGGAUGAUGGUGGAGGCUGGCGGAGAAGAGGAGAAUAUGUUGGACAACUGCUUGAACAUGUACCUGGCUGGCUACGAGAGUACGGCGCUCUCAGCGGCAUGGACUUUGAUGCUGCUUGCUUCUAAUCCCCACUGGCAGGACCGAGUUCGCUCCGAGGUGUUUCAUGCCUGUGGCGGCAGAUUGCCCGACGCCGAUGACCUCCGCCGCAUGAAACUGCUGACGAUGGUGAUACAGGAGUCACUGCGGCUGUACCCUCCCGCCCCAAUUGUGUCGAGGGAAGCAUUGCAAGACCUGAAAUUUGGUCACAUUCUGAUACCCAAAGGCGUCGCCGUGUGGAUCCCACUCGUCACCCUCCACCAAGACCCUGACAUUUGGGGUCCCGACGCCGCACUGUUUCGCCCCGAGAGGUUCGCCCAGGGAGCCACCCAAGCAUGCAAGCUUCCUCAAGUUUACAUGCCCUUCGGAAUGGGCCCCCGCAACUGCCUCGGCCAACAUUUCGCCAUGGCUGAACUUAAAGUCAUUCUCUCUCGCAUCCUCUCUACCUUCUCCUUCACUCUCUCCCCCGACUACGUCCACUCCCCUGUGCUCAAGCUCAGCAUCAAGCCCCAGCAUGGCGUCCGUCUCCGUCUCAAGAAGCUCUCUGAUUGA
Molecule: messenger RNA, 1584 nt
Organism: Malania oleifera
Lineage: Eukaryota; Viridiplantae; Streptophyta; Magnoliopsida; Santalales; Ximeniaceae
Product: cytochrome P450 714C2-like
Exons: 4
Coding region: 1-1584 (527 amino acids)
Molecular function (GO): oxidoreductase activity, acting on paired donors, with incorporation or reduction of molecular oxygen; monooxygenase activity; iron ion binding
Source: RefSeq, a predicted model, not a curated record